AUGGCUUCACCCCCCGCCUCCUCGAACCCGCUCACUGUCCUGGCCCCCAAAAGGAAGACCAAGAAGAAACAGUUCGUGCAGCAGAAGGUGGAGGUGUUCCGAGCCAGUGACUCCGUGCUGAGCGCGCUCAUGUGGGGAGUCAGUCACUCGAUGAACGACCUCAGCCAGGUGCCCGUCCCUGUCAUGCUGCUUCCAGAUGACUUCAGAGCCUACAGCAAGCUCAAAGUCAACAACCACCUCUUCAACAAAGAGAAUCUCCCAGGACAGUUCAAGUUCAAAGAGUACUGUCCUCAGGUCUUCAGAAACCUCCGAGAGCGCUUUGGAAUCCAGGAGCAGGACUACCAGGCGUCUCUGGCCCACAGUCCCCCAGUUAAAGACGGGGAGGGCCAAGGAGUGGCUCUCCUGAUGACGUCAUCCAACUGCACGCUGCUGCUGAAAGAGAUCUCCAGUGAAGAAGUGGAGGACAUGCACAACAUCCUGUCUGAAUAUCACCAGCACAUUGUGACCUGCCAUGGCAGCACGCUGCUCCCUCAGUUCCUGGCCAUGUACAGAAUCACCGUCGACAGUGAAGAUACCUACCUCCUCGUCAUGAGGAAUAUAUUCAGCCACAGACUGCAUGUACACAGGAAAUAUGAUUUAAAGGGGUCUCUUGUGUCUCGUGAAGCAAGUUUUAAAGAAAAGGAGAAAGAGUUGCCCACUUAUAAAGACGUAGACUUCAGGAAUAACAUGCAGAAGGUUUAUGUGAGUGAGGAGGAGAAGGAGAAGAUCAUGGAUAAACUCAACAGAGAUGUGGAGUUUCUGGAGCACAUGAGGAUUAUGGACUACAGCCUGCUGCUGGGUAUUCAUGAUGUGGAACGGGCUGAGAGGGAGGAGGAGAAAGACAUGGAGUCCUCCGAUGACGAAGAGGAGGAUCAGAGUGGCCCUUCUCCUGUCUCCGCUUUCAGCUCCUGUGGCCCUUCACCUGAGGCUAUUGCAGGCUACAUGAACUCAUUCAAGCCCAUGGGCCUUGGGGAGUUUGACCCUUAUGUGGAUGUGUAUGCCAUUCAGAGUGCUGUAGGUGCAUCCCACAGGGAAGUCUAUUUUAUUGGGAUCAUCGACGUGCUGACGCAGUAUGACACCAAGAAGAAAGCUGCUCAUGCUGCUAAAACCGUCAAGCAUGGGGCAGGAGCGGAAAUCUCCACGGUCCAUCCGGAGCAGUAUGCCAGACGCUUCCGGGACUUCAUAACAAAGAUCUUUGCCUAG
Messenger RNA from Lampris incognitus (smalleye Pacific opah), 1242 nucleotides. RefSeq names its product phosphatidylinositol 5-phosphate 4-kinase type-2 gamma-like. NCBI's taxonomy places the organism in Eukaryota, Metazoa, Chordata, Actinopteri, Lampriformes, Lampridae. The transcript has 10 exons. Gene Ontology annotation, molecular function: phosphatidylinositol kinase activity. Bases 1 to 1242 code for a protein of 413 amino acids. The record is from RefSeq and is a predicted model, not a curated record. Gene Ontology annotation, biological process: phosphatidylinositol metabolic process.